Messenger RNA from Pteropus alecto (black flying fox), 1319 nucleotides. It is a transcript of the gene MORN5, whose product is annotated as MORN repeat containing 5. The transcript is spliced from 4 exons. The coding region runs from base 55 to 591 and encodes 178 amino acids. Lineage: Eukaryota; Metazoa; Chordata; Mammalia; Chiroptera; Pteropodidae. The record is from RefSeq and is a predicted model, not a curated record.
CGUUAUUUACUGAUACUCCGGGAUCUCAACCGCUGUAAGCUAGAGGCAGGUGCCAUGGAGUACACGGGGAGCCAAUAUAUUGGGGAAUUUGUAGAUGGAAGGAUGGAAGGCAGUGCAGAAUACAUCCUCCCUACCGAAACCAGAUACGUUGGGGAGAUGAAGGACGGUGUGUUUCACGGCCAAGGAACCCUGUACUUCCCCAGCGGGAGCCGAUAUGAUGCCAUUUGGGAAAACGGAUUGGCCACUAAGGGCACAUACACCUUCUCGGACGGGCUGCAGUAUGACGCAAAGAACUGGCAUUAUUGCGACAGCUAUGAUCGGAGGUUUUACACCGAGAUCUGCCACGGCUUGAAGCCUACAGGGAUCUCUCAACUCACCAAUAUGGACCCGCCUAGAAAAAUCCCUGAAGGCUGUUAUGACUGUGGAGAUGGCUUCUAUAACCCGACCACGAGGGUAGUCAAGGAUUAUAGGAAUCGCUUCCUGAGAAAUGCAGGUAUGUUCAUUCUGACACCUUGUGGCACACGUCAUCUCGUCUUUCAUCCACACGUGGGUCCGUGCACGUGUGGCCACGUGUAUGCAUGCAUUUGGUGAGAAAGAAGCUUUUGCUGAUGAAAGACAAACACUGGUUAUCUGAACGUUUCACUAUUUAGCAUUCUCACGACUGUCAAAUCUAGUUAGAGCGUCAGUGGUCUGACUGUGACAGCACAUAAUACAGCACGGAAAAGAUUAAAAUAUUUCCUUUUGCAUGCUCCCCUUUAGCUAGUCUUUAAUGAAUACCUACCACAUGCCAGACACUAUGCUUGAUGUGGGCACCAAAACACGGCAAAGCUAGGCACAAACCCCUUCCUUCAUGGAGUUUAUAUUUGACAGGUAGCAGACAAGGACUAUGAACAGUUGAGUAAAUCCUAGAAUAAGCACGAGGAAAGGGAAAAACAUGGCCCUGGAUGGAGGGAGGAGGAGGGGCACAGAGAGGUGGGCAUGAUACUGUGGGAGCACAAAGAAAGUGUACCUAAUCCAGAACUGGAAAUUCAGAGGCGGUUUCAAGAAGGAAAUGACAGUUAAGCCGAGGCGUAAGGAAUAAUUGGGAGCUGACCACAAGGCAUGGGGAGAGGUUUCCCAGCCAGAGGAGACGGCACAAGUAAAGGCCUAGAUGUGAAGGAUAUACCGUGCAAUCCAAGAAGGCUGCUUGGCCCCACAGCCAGGGGGGGUACCUUGGAGGUUCCAGAACCUCAGUUUGGUGAGUGAACACAAGCUGACCGACAGUGACCAAACUUACAAGAAGCCAAUAUACAAAUAAAGACAUGAAUGUUUUCCUUUAA